AUGUAUGCGCGCACUUUCCAUGGUACGUACGAAGAGGAGCGACGCCACUUCAUGACCACAUUGCACGCUCAGAUUAACAUCCUCCAGGACAACCAUAAGGGGAGCCGAAAGAUGGUUGUCAAUUCUCUGGCUCUUCUGCUCCUGCGAGUUGAGGGCCUGAGAAUGGCGGGACAGGCUCGUUAUAACUACGACAACCCUAAUUGGACUGCCAAGUGCAACAAGCUCUAUGAGCGGGUGCGCUAUUUCAGAGAUACUCUUGCCAUGGACCCGACCAGCAUUCACAGAGUCGCCACUGAGAUCGAGAGCAUGAUGAUCUUUCUAGACUUUUGUGUCCCUGCGGAUAUUGAGCACAGGAUUUCGCCUGAUCGGGGUGACCGGAGUGGUGCCCCUUCGCCUGAGCCUAGGCGUUGA
Molecule: messenger RNA, 411 nt
Organism: Penicillium hordei
Lineage: Eukaryota; Fungi; Ascomycota; Eurotiomycetes; Eurotiales; Aspergillaceae
Exons: 1
Coding region: 1-411 (136 amino acids)
Source: RefSeq, a predicted model, not a curated record